Stomoxys calcitrans (stable fly) is the source of this 881-nucleotide messenger RNA. RefSeq names its product circadian clock-controlled protein daywake-like. The record is from RefSeq and is a predicted model, not a curated record. The coding region runs from base 79 to 840 and encodes 253 amino acids. Lineage: Eukaryota; Metazoa; Arthropoda; Insecta; Diptera; Muscidae. The transcript has 3 exons.
CAUUUUAAAUCCAGUGCAGUUUGCUGUGUGUUGAACUUAAGAUUAAAUACGAACAAAAUAGAAAAACUAAAAGUUGCAAUGAGUAAAGGAUUAAUGAGAACCUGUUUUAUUUUAAAUAUUGUCGUACUUUUAUCCUUGGAGUGUCAAAGUGGCGAAUUACCAUCUGACAUUGUAAAAUGUACUGUAGGCGACAAUGACUGCGUUCGAGACAAAAUUAUGGAAGUGUUUCAGAAAUACCCUAAAGGCAAUCCAAAAUUUGGUUUGCCAAAUAUUUCUGCUCUAACAUUAAAUGAUGUAACCAUUGCACAAGUAAAGGGUAAUGCGCCCAUAACAUUAAACUUUAAGUUUCUGAAAAUGACAGUUUAUAAUAUGGAGAAGUCGAUUAUUUUAAACACUACGGGCUGGAGUAGGGAGCCCAAGAUUAUCGAAACCUACUCUUUUGUCGAUUUUGUGAAAAUUGUAGGGGAUUAUGAAUCGGAGGGCAAAGCCUUACUCUUUACACUGAAUGGAAAAGGCAAAGGGGUCGUUGAGCUGAGUAAUUGUACGACACACACAAAAUGGCGUUUAGAUUUUGAACAAAGAAGCGAUGGUAAAAAAUACAUUAAAGUGAGCAAACUUAAGGCAGUCAUGACGCCACAAAAAAUGGUGAUAAAACUGGAUAAUUUGGUUAAGGGCAGCAAAGAAUUGACGGAUAGUCUUAACUCGGCUCUGAAUGAAAACUGGAUGGACUUUUGGAAUGAAUUAAGCGAUGGUAUUGGCAAUUCCAUUACUCAAAUAUUUACAAAUGUGUUGUCUAGUGUUUUCAAUGAGCUAUCGUACGAUGACUUCUUCAGUACAUAAAAGUAGUAUGUACCACGAAUAAAUAAAAAUAAAUAAAUGAA